Messenger RNA from Hippocampus zosterae (dwarf seahorse), 3277 nucleotides. It is a transcript of the gene slf1, whose product is annotated as SMC5-SMC6 complex localization factor 1. Gene Ontology annotation, molecular function: protein binding. The record is from RefSeq and is a predicted model, not a curated record. Lineage: Eukaryota; Metazoa; Chordata; Actinopteri; Syngnathiformes; Syngnathidae. Bases 331 to 2994 code for a protein of 887 amino acids. The transcript has 19 exons. Gene Ontology annotation, biological process: positive regulation of double-strand break repair.
UUGAAUGGGGGAUAACAGCUUCAAAACGACCGUAAAAGGGGUAUUUUAAGUUAUUGAAACGAAGGAAUGAUAUUUAUUAUUUUUAUUAGACAAUAAUAUACUUUUCAAUCAAACUACACUGACACCGCUUCUGCGAAACAACGGUAAUAUAUAUUGUCUUUGGAGACAAUGCCCUACGAAUCUUUGCGUAGUGAAUCUAUCCGGACACACCAAUGACAUGAGAGGAGCCAAACUCGAGUAUGAUUUAACGCGGUUCUUGUUUUUCAGCGGUUGUCACACUUUAAAUUUACUCGCCAAGAGACAGCAGGAUACGGAAAGGUGACUGUUUCAAUGUCAGAGUUAACGCAGUUGGGGAUGGAGAGGUGCAUUCCCGUGUUCCAAAUUUCUGGGAUCAAAAAUCGUGACAAGAAGAGAGCAUUGCUCCGGGGAAUUCAUCAAUUGGGUGGGAAAUAUGUUGGGACUUCUGUUUACCAAAAUGCUGGUACCCAUUUAAUAAUCCCUCAAGUUUUGGCCAGUGAGAAAUUUCUGGCUUUUUGUGCCGCAGGAAAGUGGGUUGUCACUCCAAACUAUGUUUUGGACAGUGUUAGGAAUCGUUCCUGGCUCCCAGAGGGGCCCUAUGAGGUGGCCGUUCCCACAGAUCCCAUGUCUGCCUUCUAUCCCGUUAGACAAUGGAGGGAGAAGGUGACGAGUGGUGCAAUAACAGGGGCCUUCCAAGGCUGGAUGGUUCUUCUCAUGAUCCAAGAUUCAUCCCGUUCAGUCAUGUUCAAACGGUUGUUGGAAGCUGGUAGCGCCACAGUAUACAGCUAUCCUCCUCCCUUUCACGCCUCCAUCACUCACGUCAUAGCCAAGCCCUUCACACCGGAAGCAAUUACCUACAAUUCUCCUUGUUUCCCUGUAAGCCACAUCGUCCAGUACCUUUUUGAGAGCAAUUUUCUUCACAUGAAGUUCAACAUUACGGAUGUUAAUGAUGACUUAACGGAGCCCAGUGUUGUUGAUGUUGACUUUUCUCAACUGGAGGCAGACCUCAGGGAGCACGCCAUCAAACAGGAGAGCCACCCAAGACUGCUCUUCCUUGAAUUUCUUGAUAACCACGCCCCCCAUCAGCCUCUGUCACAGGCAACUGAAACUGACUUCAGCAACAUUAGCACCAUGAUAGAGUGCGGCCUCUUCAUUGAAGCGUUGGACACAAUUCGAAGUACAUUGUUCCCGGGGAUUCUGCCACCAGCACAAUACCUGGUUUCUCUGAUUGAUUACGCACAGCAGGGUAGCGCCACAACUAUCUUCUUAAAUAGCUUCCGACAAAUCAUGCACAGGUUGCUCAUUACCAACCCUCCUUGGAUGUCUCCCACCUUCAAGGAGUAUUACGGUUGCGUGUUGCAGUGCCCUCGCUGCAAGAUGGGCAUGUGGCCUUUUCUAGAGACAGCCAUAAGUUACUGCCUGUCAAGUGAGGCCACUUGUCACCAGCUCCCUGGGCCGGCACUGCCAACGCUCUUACACUUCCACAGUGAUGUGGUGGCAUUUUUUCUCAAGCUCUUCCAAGGGGAACUGCACUCCAUCAACAUGGGAGAUUUCAGGCAGCUUCCAGAACCAGGAGACUAUCAGGGAUCCAUAUCAGGUUCGUUGCUCUAUGGAACCUUCUGGACUGUGUGGGAACGUUCAACUCUUUUGUCUCACGCCGUAAAAAAGCUUGUCCAGCUCACGACGCAGGCCGCCUCUGAGGACCACACUGACGGCGACAAGAAGUACACAACGCAUCUACUCACCAUCCUACUGGACCUUCUUUCGGUGUUGGUGGAGUUUUGGUGUACACAGCACUUCAAACUAAACCAGAAGCUUGUAGAAAAUGGACUGAAAGACCUAGCAGAGCACUUUGCCAUCACAAGCCAAUAUCUGUCUCCAGAAGUCUUAACUGAGAUGGUUGCCAGAAUUUCAUCAACCAGGCUUAAACUGGUAUUGGUGGAUGCAAUAUUCAGGAAUAUCUGCUGCAAAAAUGGAAUAAGAAUGGAUGGUGGACCUCUCUCUCUCAAGAAAAUGGCGCUGUCCUAUCUGCCUGCGCUGGGGCUCUUAGCUCAGUGUCACAGCUGGACACAGAGCACUACCAACAACUGCGUGAGCCUGAACACCAACAGCGGAACUCUGAGCCCAGUGGAGAAUGAAUCUGAGAAUGAAUGCAUCCCGAGAGGCCUCCACAAAGUUAAUGCAGCAGGCGAGACCCUCCUCCACAGAGCAUGCAAGAGGAAUCAAGUGGAAACGGUACUUCACAUUCUGUCACGCCCUGGCAUCGACGUCAAUGUUCAAGACCACGUCGGCUGGACACCUCUGCAUGAAGCAUGUAACAAUGGCAGCACUGCAUGCGUGGAGGCUUUGUUACGUCACCGGCCUCCCCCUGUCAUUAAUUGUGUGGUGGAGGGGAUCAGCCCUCUGCACGACGCCCUGCUCAACGGACACAUGGACAUCGCCAAAAUGCUUCUGGAGGCCGCAGGUUCUGAACUCCUCCAUCAAACAGACGAAAAGGGCCGUACGGCGCUGGAGCUCGUCACCGACAUACAUUGGCGGGCGGCACUUAUCCGAAGCGCACAAGCGGGCGACUCCAGCCUGAAUUCCACAACGGUGUUGAACCACGCCCUCCUGGAAGCGGGGUCAUGUCUGCUGGCGCAUCUCAUCGUAUGCUACAAGCGAGAGAAGAGGCCGCCAUGCUGCGAGCAUUCCACCGACGUAGGGCGCACGCUGGCACGCGCCCUGGAGGCGCACUCCUUUCCAAGAGUGACAUUGGGCUGGACGGACCAGCGAGCCAUAAGCAUUGCGGGCGACACCGAGAUUCUGCUGGAGAUGGCCAGAGGGACGCACUGGGCACACGUCUGCAAAGCGGUGAAGGAGUCCAAAGGAGAGAAUGCGGUGCUCCUCUUGCAGAUGCUGGAAAAUCUGCAAUCUGAAGGAAAGAUACUCCUGGCUGAGAUAAACCCGCUGAGUUCUUACAGCCGCUGUGAGACCUAACAGCCUAACAACUUGGGCCUCAGACCAGGACAUUGAUGUCACAAUCAAAAGAUGGCUACAUCUGGCUCCUGAUCGGCAUGUUGACAGGAAGGAGAGCAUGAGAAGAAAAGAGGACAUGGAGAGCGCAACAAUUUGAUGGACAGAAAAAUACCGUUCAAGAGUCAGCUGCAUCCCAAUUUGGACUUUGUGUUCACGGUUAAAUAAAGAAAAGUGCAUUUUUCCAGUGUAUGUGGAGUUAUAUGUGAGGUUCACAGUCGUUUUUGAGACUUUUUUUUAAUGUGGG